Molecule: messenger RNA, 1536 nt
Organism: Alternaria postmessia
Lineage: Eukaryota; Fungi; Ascomycota; Dothideomycetes; Pleosporales; Pleosporaceae
Exons: 6
Coding region: 1-1536 (511 amino acids)
Cellular component (GO): nucleus
Molecular function (GO): RNA binding
Source: RefSeq, a predicted model, not a curated record
AUGUCUGACGAACGCCGUCCCCGAUCGCGCUUCGACAGCGACGAUGGCGAGCGCCCUGCACGCUCGCGCUUCGAUACAGACCGUCGCUCUAGGUCGCCGUCGCGAAGGGAGUCCGAGUCGCAUCGCGCCCGUAGCCCUGUCGCCCGUGAAGGCACAGACAGCCCUGCAUCGUCCAACUUCAAGAACGACGCUGCUGCGAGGGCGGCGGCUGCGGCUGCCAGGAUCAACGCGCAGAUUCAGGCGAAGAAGGGCAUCCAGCAUGUCGACGUGCCACCUAUUCGCUCUGCCGCUACUCCUCCAGUCGCCAAGUCGCCUGCCUCCAACUCCGCAGCGGCCAUAAACAACGAGACGUACCAGCAGGAUGGUGACUACAUCAAAGACAUUGAGAUCAAUGAUCUCCGUAACCGCUAUACACUGACCAAAGGAGCUACACAAAAGAGGAAUACCUGCUUAUACAUGCAAGAUGUAACCACUCGCGGAGAAUACUACCCUGACAAGAACAUGGCAACUGCUACUAACCCGCCGCUGUACCUCCGUAUUACUAGCACCUCCAAAGAAGGCCUGGACAAGGCUGUAGAAAUGAUCGAGGAGAUGAUGAAAGAAGACCUUCCUAACCUGGUAGACGAACGUCGCUUCCGUCGUAGGGAGCCCGAGAACUUUGAGCGCGAUGAGUUUGGUCGACGCAAGUGGCCCGAAGAGAAGAUCUCUGUAGGUCUCGAGCCCAUUAGCGGCUUUAACUUGCGCGCACAGGUUGUCGGUCGCGGUGGCGAUAACGUCAAAUUCAUCCAGCAGGAGACAAGCUGCAAGGUCCAGAUCAAGGGUCGCGGUUCUGGUUUCAUGGAACCAAACAGCGGCCAGGAGAGCGACGAGCCCAUGUAUCUCCACAUCGCUGGACCUCGUCCUGAAGGUGUAGCUCAAGCGAAGCAGCUUUGUGAAGAGCUCCUCGAGAAGGUAAAAUCGGAUUACCACGCGUACAAGGAGCGCCCACCACCCAACCGUUACGGCGACCGAGAUGGCUAUGGUGGCGGACGACCCGGAUACGGUGACCGUGGUGACCGCGAUCGCAGCCAGAGCUACGGAUAUGGUGGAGGAAGCGGCGGGGGCGGUGGCUACGGCGGUGGUGGCUACGGCAGUCAGGGAGGUCACAACGGUUACGGCGCACAAGAGACUAUCAUGUCCCCUGCUGCUGCUACACCGACCGCUGAUACCAACCAACAAGCCUUUGACGCGAAUGCUGCACAAGCAUGGAUUGCUUACUACCAGCAAAACCCAGAGGCUGACCCUUAUGCUGCGUAUGGUGGGUAUGCGGCGUAUCUCGCACUUCAGCAACAGCAGUACGCUGCGUACUACGGCCAGACUGGUGCUCAGACUGGUUAUGGACAGACACAGUCUCCAGCUCCCGGUGCUGGCGCGGCUGCACCACCUCCGCCACCACCUUCAGAACCUGCUUCUGGCUAUGGCUCUGCUCCGCCGCCGCCUCCACCAGCUGCAUCGCCCUCCAACUACGGAGCGGUCCCCCCACCUCCUGGCUUGUAA